CUGCGCGUUUUCGGGUUCCCUUUCCUGCGAUAUGCGAAGUCUUACUUACCAAAGGGGGGACUGCACUGGGAGCGGCAGUGGAUAGCAGCGCCACUGCGAGCUUAGUGCCACAGACAGUCCGACUGUCUCUUUUAAUCGUUGUGCGCACUCUACAGUUUUGCAACAGCAACACCGCAUCGCUUGUUGCCUCGCACAGUUCCAGGGAUUGUGAUCUUGGGGAGAUGGCCGAAUUCAGACAGACCUUAUCGUCUUUAAUUACUGCCUGCUUGCAUUGUGGAUUUUAAAAGUCGGUAGUAUCACCAGGGCAGCGUGGCUCUUAUCCAUGCUUGGAAAUUCGCGGAACCAGCGCAAGUGGAAUUACGCUCUGAACCACAUUUAUUGUUAUUACUAUUUUACUUUUUGUGCCGUGGUGCUCAGUUGGAUGCAGAUUCUGCACAGUAUUACCCCGCGAUCAAGCAGUGAAGAGAGGGUUGUGUGGUUGACUGAAGCCGUUUUUGUUGGAUGUAAAACAAUAAAGGUUUAAUUUCUCCCCUCUCCCCUUCCCUAACCUUCAAUAUGACUUCUCUUUCUGGGAAUAAAGACAGAGUGACCACCAGAAGCCGCAAAUACGGGAUCACAGAUACUUCUCCCACCAAAUCAGCCUCAUUUUCUCCGGAGACAUGGUACCGUAAAGCUUACGAAGAGUCCCGGGCCGGUAGCCGCCCCGCCCCCGAGGGUGCAGGAUCCAUGCCCGGUUCGUCUGGAACACCAUCCCCUGGAUCUGGCACAUCCUCUCCUGGCUCAUUUUCUGGCUCCCCUGGCACCACAUCCCCGGGAAUCCUUACGGGCUCUCCGGGUUCUCUGGGCGGUUCCCCUGGAUUCGGCACUGGAUCACCUGGUUCUGGCAGCGGGAGCUCACCAGGGUCUGACCGAGGAGUUUGGUGCGAGAACUGUAACGCGCGGCUUGUGGAGCUGAAGAGGCAAGCGCUGAAACUGCUCAUUCCUGGACCCCUCUCCAACAAGGACCCCUCGUUCCCAGUGCUGCUCCAGGACAAGCUCCAGGUCCCCAACAGCACGCGCAAGGCCUGGAACGAGCGCGACAGCCGCUGCGAUGUCUGCGCCACCCACCUCAACCAGCUGAAACAGGAGGCCAUCCACAUGGUCCUGACCCUGGAACAGGGCGAGGCGUCGCCCAGCUCGCCCCCGCCCCUUGCCCUCGCCAGCCUGCCCGGCCUCGUGGGCUCCCGCGGCGCCCAGCAGGGCCCGCCCCGGGACUGGGCCUACCUCCCCUCGGCCUACCACACCUCCAGCUCCUCCUCCACCACCCCCGCCACCAACACCACCACCACCAGCUUCUACGCAGGCUACCCGAAGCACGGCUCCAAGCCCAACAGCCUCGGCGUGGGCAACGGGGUGGAGAAGAAGAACGGGUCCCCCGGUCACGCCAGCAAGCCCGGCGCUCAGCUGCCCACCCACCCGCCCGUCAGCCCCAGCGUUGCCAAUGGCAACGGGAACAUCCUGAGCUCCACGGCCCUGCAGGCCCAUCAGUACGUGGACGGCACCUGGUCCAUGUCCCGCGCCAAUGGGGUCACCCUCUACCCCUAUCAGAUCUCCCAGAUGAUCUCGGAGGGGUGCCGGGAGGGACUCACGGAGGCCGUGCUCAACCGCUACAAUGCCGACCGGCUGCCGCCCUACAGCUUUCCCACCCCCCAGGCCCCAGUGGUCACCGCAGCGCCCCCUAGUGGCACCUCGGCCGCCGCCUCCUUCUUUGCAAGAGCUGCCCAGAAACUGAACCUGUCCUCCAAGAAGAAGAAGCAGCGCCCUGCACCCCCCCUGGCGUGCGACCCGCCCCUCUUCCCCACCAACUUCAGUGGGAUCCUGCAGACCUCGCCCCCCCCGGCCCCGCCCUGCCUGCUCCGCGCUGUGAACAAAGUCAAAGACACCCCCGGACUGGGCAAGGUCAAAGUCAUGCUGCGGGUUUGCCCGGCUCAGCCCGGAGACGCCUCCGGGUCCAGCUCCUUCCUGAAGGUGGACCCGCGCAAGAAGCAGAUCACCAUAAUGGACCCGACCGCCAACGGCCCGCAGAACUCCCAGCAGAAACGGGGCGGAGCCAGUCAGGUCCCGCCCAAGAUGUUCGCCUUCGACGCCGCCUUCCCCCACGACGCCUCCCAGGCGGAAGUGUGCGCGGGCACCGUUGCCGAGGUCAUCCAGUCCGUGGUCAACGGAGCCGACGGCUGCGUUUUCUGCUUCGGGCAUUCGAAACUGGGAAAGUCCUACACCAUGAUUGGGAAAGAUGACUCCAUGCAGAACCUGGGCAUCAUCCCCUGUGCCAUCUCCUGGCUCUUCAAGCUCAUCAACGAGCGCAAGGAGAAGACGGGCGCCCGCUUUUCGGUGCGCGUCUCCGCCGUGGAGGUCUGGGGCAAGGACGAGAACCUCAAGGACCUGCUGUCUGAGGUGGCCACGGGCAGCCUGCAGGACGGCCAGUCCCCUGGGGUCUACCUCUGUGAGGACCCCAUCUGUGGCAUGCAGCUCCAGAAUCAAAGUGAGCUCCGCGCCCCCUCAGCAGAGAAGGCCGCCUUCUUCCUGGAUGCUGCCAUUGCCUCCCGGAGCAGCAGCAGGCCUGACUGUGAUGAGGAGGAGCAGCGCAACUCGCACAUGCUCUUCACCCUGCACAUCUACCAGUACCGCAUGGAGAAGACCGGCAAGGGAGGCAUGUCUGGUGGGCGGAGCAGACUGCACCUGAUAGACCUGGGCAGCUGUGUGAAGGUCCUAAGUAAGACCCGGGACAGUUCCACUGGCCUCUGCCUCUCUCUCUCUGCCCUGGGAAAUGUCAUCCUGGCUCUAGUCAACGGCAGCAAACACAUCCCUUACAAAGACAGUAAGCUGACCAUGUUGCUUCGAGAGUCUCUUGGCAACAUGAACUGCCGCACCACCAUGAUUGCCCACAUCUCAGCCUCACCUAGCAAUUUCUCUGAGACCCUCUCCACCAUCCAGAUCUCUUCGCGGGUUCUGAGGAUGAAGAAGAAGAAGGCUAAACAGUACACCUCCAGCUCCUCUGGGGGUGAGAGCUCUUGCGAGGAAGGGAGGAUGCGUCGGCCCACCCAGCUGCGUACAGUGAACUCCCGAAACGUGGUGGACCCUGAAAUGCCCCUGCUGCACCUCUCCAGUGACCCAGACGACUACUCCAGCAGCGAGCAGUCCUGCGACACCGUCAUCUAUGUGGGGCCUAAUGGGUCCGCCUUGUCUGACAAGGAGCUUACAGACAACGAGGGCCCCCCGGAGUUUGUGCCCAUCAUCCCAUCCCUGCAUAAGAGCAAGGCAGAGCAGGGGAAGCCGGCGCAGUGGGUGGGCCCAGAGCCAGAGCAAGCCCGCCCCCUCCUGCAGCAGCGUCAACCCACGCAGCCAGCACAGCUGCAACCACCACAGCCACAGGAGGUGGUGGAGGAGGGAGGGGAGUCCGGCAAGCAAGAGAAGGACUGCCUCAAGUGCAACACCUUCGCCGAGCUCCAGGAGCGGCUGGGGUGCAUCGAUGGGAGCGAGGAGGUCAGCAGUUUCCCCUUUGAGGAGCUCUCCGCCAACCGGGUGGCUGGGGUCGGGCCCGUGUACGGGGGCCAGGCAGAAGGGGCAGCCAAACCCGUGGUGGAGACCCAGAUGCACGCAGCAGCCAGGCGCAUCUCUAAUGAUCCACAGCUGGAAGAAAUCCGAGAGGCAGUGGAGGAGGCGGAGAUCGCCCAGUCUAUGAUUGAGAGCCUGUCAAGACCAGCGGUGGGUGGUCGUGCCCUCUCUACCAGCAGGAGUGUGACAGGUGGCAGCAGCAGUGGCAAUGCCACACAGUCCGUACCCCUCCAGAGAGCCAGGAGCUCCAAUUUCUAUGACAGCAAGGAGGGCACUGGAUCCACUGAGGCUAAGCCCCGCCCCAUGGGCUCUCCCAGGCUGGGAGUGGCCAGCCUAACUAAAACUUCAGAGUACAAGCCACCCUCAUCCCCAUCCCAGCGUUGUAAGGUGUACACCCAGAAGGGUGUGGUGCCCGGUGUGGCCCCACCCUCAUCCCCACAGAGCUUGAGCCGGGACAGUGGGAAGUCCUCUACUGAGUCCCUGCUGCAGCCUGAGUCCAGGACCUCCCCUGUGGGCAUGAGCCCUCAGGCCCCAAAAAGGUCCACCUCUCCCAUUAGCGCAUGCUUCUCCUCAGCUGAGACCCUGGAUGAGGACCCAGCACCAGCGGUUGCUGCUGUUGCCACGGUGACAGUUCAGCAGCCACUGGAGUUGAAUGGGGAGGAUGAGCUGGUGUUUACCCUGGUGGAGGAGCUUACCAUCAGUGGUGUUCUGGAGAACGGUCGGCCCACAAGCAUCCUCAGCUUCAACAGCGACUGCUCCGUGCAGGCUUUGGCUUCUGGCUCCCGCCCUGUCAGCAUCAUUAGCAGCAUCAGUGAGGACUUGGAGUGCUUCCCAAGAGCUAUCAUCAGUACCACCUCCACCCCCACCUCCACCACUAUUUCGGAGGUCAGCAUCUCCAGGUCCCUGCCUCUCCCAAAGGCCGAGGGGGAAGUGGGGGUGACUGUGCCCAGCCGCCGCUCCUCCAUCAGUUCCUGGCUCAGUGAGAUCAGCACCGGCAGCGAUGGAGAGCAGUCCUGCUACAGCUUUGUUGCCCAGCAGAGCUACGGGCAAGGGGAGGCCCUGGCUGAGCCCCUGCAGUUUGACCUACUGGAGGAAGGGUCAUUUGAGGACCCAAGCAAAGAUGGGAAUCUAGAGGAUACAGCUGCAGAUGUAGACAUUCCCACUGAGGGGAAGGUUCUGGAAAAGAGCGUCCCAAGUAAAGAGAAGCUGAAGAGGCUGGGCAAAACCACAAUCAGCGUCUCCAAUGCGCAGAUACUGGGUGCCCAGGGUGGCCUCUUUCCCAUCAGGACCAACAUCAUAGUCCAUCCCUGCGUGGCUGUCAAGCCAAUGGUCCACCAGGAUGCUGCCCAGGUGCUCUCACUCACCAAAAGCCUACAGCCGAAAGGCACCAGGGCAAAGCCCCUCCUGGUUUCUGGAGACAUCAGCUUUGAGGACCCCUGGAUGAAGAGGGAUGGUGAGGAGCCCAAACCACGGGAACAAGCCUGUGAGGUGAAGGCGGAAAGGAGGGCGGUGGACAUGGUGAAGAGCUUGAACCCUGCUGACAGGCUCAGCUCAAGCAGUGGGGAGGCGGCCUGCUCCCCCGACACACUCAAGCGGGUAGUGGAUGGCUGUGAAAUGAUGCUGGAUGGAUCAGAGAACCUUGCUCCUGUGCAGUCAGCUGAUGUGCUGCGCACAGCCAGCCUCCCACGUGGCUGGCACCGCAUGAACAGGCAUGAUGGCCUUGACGAUGCCUCACUGCGCUAUGUGGGUGGGGAGCACAGGGGACCUGGAGCCACCAGCUCCACCCCCUGCAGCCCCAGGUCCACGCUGGAAAGGAAGGGGUCGUCAUCAAAGCAGAGCCUCUUCGCAAGGCCAAAAGGGAUGCCACCCUUGCCUCCAGUGAGGAAGUCCAGCCUGGACCAGAGGAACAGAGCUGGCCUGCAGCAUGGCUCGGGGAGCACCCAGGCAUUGUUCCAAGGCAGCUCGGGUGAGGACUCCGGCAGCAACGGAAAGCUAAAGGGCCCUGGUGUGGAAAGCAGCAGCAGGCUCUUCAGUGCGAAGCUAGAGCAGCUGGCCAGCAGGACCAACUCCCUGGGGAGAUCUCAUGCAGGGCACUAUGACUGCUUGUCUCUGGAGAGGGCUGAGAGCCUUGGCUCAGUCGGGUCCAGGAGCACCAUUGGGAGGGACUGUACCAUGCCCCGGGCUGGCAGGAGCCUGAACCGUGGCUCGGUGUCCUCGGCUGCCGCCGGCCCAGGUGGAAACGGCAGCGCGCCACAGUCGCCUAAGGCAAGUCAGUCGAAGAUUUCGGCAGUCAGCAAGCUCCUGAUGGUGAGCCCGAAGGCCCGCAGCCUGUCAGCCUCCAGCACCAAGACCCUGAGCUUCUCCACUAAGUCCCUACCACAGUCCGUGAACAGGAGCUCCAGCAUGCCCCCCAAUGGGAAGAACCAGAACCAGAACCAGAGCCAGAACCAGAACCAAAACCAAACCCAGAAUCAGAGCUCCUGGUCCACUCAGUCCCUCAGCCGCAGCAGGGGUUCGAGCCUUGCUGCCAAGCUCCCCCUACGGGCUGUGAACGGGCGGAUCUCUGAGCUCCUCCAGGGCAGCGGGGGUUCCCGUGCCGGACACGCCCGGGCAGGGUCCGAGUCUGAGGACAGGGGCGGGGCCCAGGGAGAGGAUAGACCGGCGGUGGUCCACACCCUCCCCUCACCCUACAGCAAGAUCACUGCUCCCCGCAAGCCCCAUCGCUGCAGCAGUGGGCACGCCAGCGACAACAGCAGCGUCCUGAGUGGCGAGCUGCCACCUGCCAUGGGCAAGACCGCCCUCUUCUACCACAGCGGUGGCAGCAGCGGCUACGAGAGCAUGAUGCGGGACAGCGAGGCCACAGGCAGCACCUCCUCCGCCCAGGAUUCAAUGAGCGAGAAUAGCAGCUCUGUCAGCAGCCGUCGGAGUCUCAAAAACUCAAAGAAGAGGAACAAUGGAGGGACCCAGCGGAGACGACUGAUACCCACGCUCUCCCUGGAGACGUCCUCCCCGGUCAGGAAGCCCAUCAUCAGCCCCGGGGUGCGCUGGGUGGACGGCCCGCUCCGCCCCGCCCAGCGGACGAUAGCCGAGCCCUUUGAGAUCAAGGUGUACGAGAUUGACGAUGUGGAGCGCCUGCAGAGGAGGAGGGGUGCGGGUAACAAGGAGCUGGUGUACUUCAGCGCCAGGCUAAAGAUCCUGGAGCACCGGCAGCAGAGGAUCUCCGAGGUGCGGGCCAAGUACGACUGGCUGAAGAAGGAGCUGGAGCAGACCAAACAGCAUCUGAUGCUGGCGCCGGAAAAGUGGACCAGAGAAUUUGACCUACAGCAGACGUUUGAGGUAGACUCCCUGGAGUACCUGGAAGCCUUAGAAUUUGUCACCGAGCGACUGGAGAACCGGGUCAACUUCUGCAAGUCCCACCUGAUGAUGAUCACCUGCUUCGAUGUCACCUCCAGGCGGCGAUAGAGAAGGAGACGGCGACGGCCCUCUCCGCUUCUGUACAGCAAAGGAUCCAUGGGAAGUUGAGCAGCUUGGUCGUGGCGGGAAGCUGAGGGUGGGCGUUGAGGUGUGGCGGUUAUACAUGGUUUCCUGGUAUUAAGGAGCGAUACGCAAGCGGAGAAUAUUUUUUAAAAGUUGUGGGGAAGGGAAGAACAGGUGGACUGUAGAGACUGACAGCGUUUGAUGACACGCCAUCUCCAGUGAGACUGGCAGAGCACUUUCUUUGAGUAACUUCUGAGUCCUACGGUUGUAAAUACGUCUUGCAUGCUCGCUUCGAAGAAGACCUGACAUGCCAGCGGAAACCAUCGAAUGAGGAGAAAGACAGAGAGAAAACAAACCUGAAAAAGAAAAAAAAAGGACAACAAGUGCCUUGCGAAGACUUCUGUAUUGAAAUUGUUUAUUUGUGUACAGUUGGUGCUAGCUGAAAUAGAUUUAAAAAACAUACAAAAAAAACACAAAAAAAUGCAGCUUGUUUUACUUGGUGUUUUAUCCUGACUUGCUGUUUAUCAGUCCUUUGUACUUGUAUUGUUAUAUAAUAGACUAAAAAUUCCAACAUGUUACAAAAUGUUACGUGUAUGUUUUCUAUUAUUUUCUAUCUUCCCUAAAAAAAAAAAAUCUGAGACCAUUUGGAAUGUGUGGGUUAGAACGAAAAACAAGGCAAAAGGUCGGUUUGGCUCAUUAAUUUUUUUUUUUUUACCAUUCUUGGCUACACAUGGAGCAAGACCAGGUCUUCCCCUUGUGCCAGCAUCAGAGAAUGACAAGGCUGCGUUACCCGUGGCAUUGAGACUUAAACAAACCCAAACUGCAGGAGCCGUCAGUACAAGUGAGGGAGAAGGAGAAAACGGCCGUCGCACUUAAAGCAGUGCAGUGACCUUUGUGUUUGUUGACUUCUGAGGCCACAUAUGGAAAGAUUUUUGUUUCACCCAAAGGGAAAGCCCUCUUGUUUCACCUCUUGAGACGGUCCGUAUUUCACGGCUGGAAAUGAAAACGGUUUUUGGUGUAACAGAUAGUGUAGAGUGCAGACUUUAAAAAAUUUUUUUUUUUUUUUUAAAUUGUCGGCUAAAUUAAGGUGAGGAGAAUGAAUUUAACUCCGCCGUUUGCUGGACCAAGUAUGUUUUUCUUUGACAUCAGACGAAAAUGAAAUUGCGGCUAAAUAAGGACUGCGUGGCCCGAGGGGGGAGGGGGUGGCUGCUGUGCGUACGCUGGUUACCUUGUAAACUAGCUGCUACAGCUACUAGCGGCUAAUUAGCCUUGUACUCUGAUGCUGAUUCACUUGUGUAUAAUAUCAUGAAAAAUGUUUUAGAACAGGGUACAGACACUCUCCAGCAGUCAUCAUAUAUUUUAUCAAGCAUUAAAAAAAAAAAAAAAUUUAGAGCACAUAAAAUGGUGGACAAAUUCAGACAUUUUAAUCAUUAGGCACUAACAGUGGCGGUGCCCCAGAAAUCCUCUGAGUCCACCCCUAAAUUAAAUCACAGACCCCAGUGAAGUCUGAAACAUUAAUCUCCGGUCAGAGGUCUCUUUCGUACAAAAACUACUGCAAAACCCAUGCACUCCAUGUGGUCUCACUGCAGUGGUGCACACACCUUGGCUAUGUUGGUCUUCAUAGUUUAAGCUCUAUGUGUUUAUAUAUACAUAUAUACAUAAAGUCUGUUUCCUGUACUAACUGUAACCCCACCUACUUCCAUACCUUUGAACAAGUCCCCCCUCCCUCCCUCCCAACACAACCUCCCCCCCAUCAGCAAUAGUGGCUGCUGGAUUAUCAUGCCCCACCCAUUACCUUUAUCACAGUAAUGAAUGAAGGAAAUUAUUUAUUUGUAAACUCAGGAGGCCUGUUUGACAAGAGUUGCUUAUAUUGUAUAAUUUAUUUACACAAUAUGAUUUGCAAAGUGCUAUGCAUUUGACCAGUAGCUAAGCCCAUUAUAUAUAUGUAUAAUAUAUAUAUCAUAUAUAUACGUGUGUGCGUGUCACACUCUCACUCUCUCUAUAUAGACACACACACAUUCUUUCAUUUCUAUUUUAUAAAUGUUUUCCUUUUUCUGCAAACGUGCUUGUCUUGAAUUGUGCGGGAGAGUGGGUAGGAACCUUUUGAUCUGAAAAUGGAAUGCUGCGUUGGUUUGCAGGUCAGUGUUUGUCUAUGGAAGAUUGCUUUUCAUGACCUUGUGAAUCUUUGGCCAUGCUUUUAAAAGUAACAACGUGUGGUAUGCAGUGUAUAGCAGAAAGGCUGUUACUUUUUUUAACCCCUUCGUGCAGAUGCCAAAUCUGGCCAAUCCUCACUCAUUUAGGUAGUGUUCUACUUAAGGCUGUAUAACUCGAGAUGUGAGCAUCACAGAGACGUUGGAAAUGACUUAAAUGAAGCAAGACACUUGUAACAGUUACAGUACUGAAGUUACAUUCACCAUUUGGCAAUGAAAUGCAGUGGGCACAUAUAUCGAACAGGUAAAACUAUACAUUUUCUUGAUCAUACACUCUUUGCCCGCAAGUGGGCAAAAUCUGAGGGUUAUAUGUGCAACUGUAAAAGAUCUAUGUAGCAAAAUGUGAACAGUGUACCCUGGUGUCCUUUAGUGUAUCCAAAUCAAUCAAAAAUAUCCAAAUUGUGCAUUACUGUAAAUCAUUACAUAAUCAUAUUUCACAGCAAACCAACUGAAUCAUGAAACUCACUUUUACAUACAUUUCAACAGGGAAUAACCUUUUAAUCGGUACUUUUUAAUCUUUUCACCAGUAUAGGAAUCUAAGAUAUCUAGUGGUCAAAAACCUCACUGAAAUCUAACAAAAUGCUUUUUGUGCAUUAUAAAGCAUAUACAUUUGCCCCCAUAAUGAUUUUAGACGAAACAUUAAUAUCACAUGCACAAAAAUUAUGCAAAAACAUUGUGUCACACUGUGGUACACAUACUUGAAUAUGUAAUAAUUCAAUCUUGCAUGUUCUUCCGUACUCUACAGUAUAUAAUAUUUUGUUGCAUGAGGAUGGGUCAAUAUUUUACAAAUGUUACUAUUUAUGAUCACUCCAAGGGAAAUUUUACGUUCAUCCAGCACAUGUCAGCGCACAGUGACAGUCCAUGCCCUAAGUGACAAGUAUAGCCCAUGGAGAUACUAAUACACCCACAUUAUGUACAAUAAGAUUGCAAUAAAAUAAUAUUCCACCAUCAGAAAAAUAAUAGAUGCUAUUGUCCAGUGCCAUGCUUGAGGGGGUAUAGUUGUGGAUGAGACUGCAGGGAAGGGCUGCUUGUUAAAUGGACAACUUAUGUGACAAAGGUGGCACUUAGAAGCCCAUAUUUGACAUAUUUGUUUUGCAUUAUUUACCGAUACAGCGAGAACAGAGUUUCCAGUCAUAGUUUGGUUGCAGGGGCACUGAAUGUCUGAGUUCCACAAUCUCAGGAUGCCGGAAUCCUGGCCACUAGGGGGCUUGCACGAAGGGGUUAAUCAUUAUUUUAUUUUUUACACAUCUGUUCACAAAUAGUGGCUAGGCCAGAAGUGUGACUCAACAUUGGUGUGGAUUCACAAAAGUGUUUUUGUUUGGUAUGAUAUGUAUUGAAAGAACUAUUGAAAUUCCUUAAACUCUUUAGAGGAGAUGCUGAAUGAACGAGGUGUUGUGUCCUAAGUAUAAAAGUAAAACUAAGAUGGACAAGAGUUCAACUGCCAUAAGAAUAAAUAAAAUAAGAAUAAAAUGAAUAUGACUGCGACAUGAGGACUGAUGUAAAUAAAGGAGUGUUGGAAGAAA
Molecule: messenger RNA, 10804 nt
Organism: Anguilla anguilla (European eel)
Lineage: Eukaryota; Metazoa; Chordata; Actinopteri; Anguilliformes; Anguillidae
Gene: kif26ba
Product: kinesin family member 26Ba
Exons: 15
Coding region: 556-7056 (2166 amino acids)
Biological process (GO): microtubule-based movement
Molecular function (GO): ATP binding; microtubule motor activity; microtubule binding
Source: RefSeq, a predicted model, not a curated record